This is a messenger RNA of Cladocopium goreaui, 1588 nucleotides long. Lineage: Eukaryota; Dinophyceae; Suessiales; Symbiodiniaceae. The record is from the annotation of a GenBank genome assembly.
GGGCCUGCCAUGGGUUGCAUCGCGCCUGCCGUGCUAUGACUGAUCUUGAAACAUCGGUCCUGAACACUCUGUGCAGAUGCAAACAAGGUGAUUUGAAGAAAGGCCAAGGGGAUGAUGCUUUCCGACCUAUUCCCGGCGACACGGAGGAUCAAGUGGAGUUCUUCUUGUGUGGAGAGCCUCCUGAGGAGCCUCUGCCACCAGAGGAGGUUCCUCAGCUUCCCAGCCGUCCACGGGAAGGACUCAUCACAUACUCAGCCGAGAUGGACCUGCCGCUCAAUGAACCGGCAAUGAGGUCUGGGGAGGUAUGGCACCUGUGCCAAGAAGAUGGAAAGACCUUUGAAAAGGUGAUUCUAUCCAUUCACUCGAAUGGUUUUUCAAUUAGAUACCCUGAUGAUAGUCUGGCGGGUCUCAGUGUCGCAUGGUCGCCCUUCUCCUUGGUCCAAGCGUGUCGACUUCACACCAUCCAGGCAGACCAGUCACAGCCCUGGCUGCGGCUAUUUAAAGUGUCCGUGUUCCACCAUGGUUUGACGCAUUUCUUUGCCACCCAUGGUGUUGGAGCAGAUACGGAGAGAGCUCGAUGGGUCGCAGAUGUUUCACGUGCGCUGCGUCUCCUGACACAAUCACUUUUUCCAUCUUUUCAAUUGGCAGUCUUUCCACUGCCUGGUGCAAGCUGGACUGCGACACGGCUUUUGGCAGGCUACAUGCUGCUCUACGAUGAUCAGGGAGUGUCUUUGGUGUAUGGCGAGCUGCAUGCACACUGCGACAACACUGCAGGUUUUGCAGCCUAUGAGGAUGAUGCCUGCAAGGUACAGGUGGUCCACCUCGCAAUCGACACCAACACCUGCGUCAGCGAGCGCGUGGGAAUUGACUGCAGUUGCUUCAGCUUGGGAGACCACCACUUCUCAACGCGAACUUGUGCGGAGAAGAUGCUAUGGCUCCGAGCCAUUAGCAACGUGAAGGUGAAGUUGCGACACCUAGCAGCUACACCGAGCCCCACGGAACUCCGCUUCUACCGCUCCGCGGUCAGAGAGCAGAUCAACAGCCUUCCUCCUACAGGGGAGCCAGAGCCCGUGCCAGCGUUGCUGCCCCGGCGACGAAGCAACUUAUCGCAGUUGCCACGUGCGGGACCAGGCCUUUCAGCCCUGCCUGUGAUGUCACUGCAAGCGAGUCCAAAGCCAGACUCAGGUGGCUUCAAUGGCGGGGGGCCCAACUGCCAAGCCUCGGAGCCCGUGGCUUUGUUGAAGGACAACGGUUCUGAUGGUGGAGUUCCACCUCCUGCGGAGUUCUCCCGAUCCACUCGGGUUGCACUCGGUGAAGUUGGUGGUCGACAAUUGGCCAAUGACCGGUCACAUAUUUGAAGCCUGCGAAAUCUGUGGGUGUCAGACUGGUGGCAGUGUCUCCUCAUCUGAAGGUUGCACUAAUUGUUGGCAAUGCUGCUGAAAGGGAGGUACUUGCUUCCUCCUUUUAGAAAAAGGAAAACAUCACGAGGAGUUGAGCCAAGCAGGCUCGCUUCCUUUUGAUGGGAAGGGAAAUCUGAAUGCUUCAAUAUCGUACUUCCAAAAGGAAGCCACUCAUUUGCAGGCUAUGG